AUGAAGCUGUUUGGUAAGGAUCCAUCUUGCAAGGGUCUGUUUGAUAAGGAUCCAUCUAGCAAGGGUCUGUUUGGUAAGGAUCCAUCUUGCAAGGGUCUGUUUGAUAAUGAUCCAUCUAGCAAGGGUCUGUUUGGUAAGGGUCCAUCUAGCAAGGGUCUGUUUGGUAAGGGUACAUCUAGCAUGAAGCUGUUUGGUAAGGAUGCAUCUCGCAAGGUUCUGUUUGGUAAGGAUCCAUCUAGCAAGGGUCUGUUUGGUAAGGAUCCAUCUAGCAUGAAGCUGUUUGGUAAGGAUCUAUCUUGCAAGGGUCUGUUUGGUAAGGAUCCAUCUAGUAAGGGUCUGUUUGGUAAGGGUCCAUCUAGCAAGGGUCUGUUUGAUAAGGAUCCAUAUAGCAAGGGUCUCUUUGGUAAGAAUCCAUGUAGCAAGGUUCUGUUUGGUAAGAAUCCAUGUAGCAAGGUUCUGUUUGGUAAGGAUCCAUCAAGCAAGGGUCUGUUUGGUAAGUAUCCAUCUAGCAAGGGUCUGUUUGGUAAGGGUCCAUCAAGCAAGGGUCUGUUUGGUAAGGAUCCAUGUAGCAAGGGUCUGUUUGGUAAGGAUCCAUCUAGUAAGGGUUUGUUUGGUAAGGAUGCAUCUUGCAAGGGCCUGUUUGGUCAGGGUCCAUCUUGCAAGGGUCUGUUUUGUAAGAAUCAGAUGUUUCGAGAAGCGAGAGGAGCUGACCCUACUAGCCACACCCACACCCGCUGCCUUCCGAUGCUGCAGUGUUAG
Molecule: messenger RNA, 759 nt
Organism: Haliotis rufescens (red abalone)
Lineage: Eukaryota; Metazoa; Mollusca; Gastropoda; Lepetellida; Haliotidae
Product: LWamide neuropeptides-like
Exons: 2
Coding region: 1-759 (252 amino acids)
Source: RefSeq, a predicted model, not a curated record